Messenger RNA from Alternaria atra, 2457 nucleotides. RefSeq lists its product as uncharacterized. Lineage: Eukaryota; Fungi; Ascomycota; Dothideomycetes; Pleosporales; Pleosporaceae. Gene Ontology annotation, molecular function: DNA-binding transcription factor activity, RNA polymerase II-specific; sequence-specific DNA binding; zinc ion binding. Gene Ontology annotation, biological process: DNA-templated transcription; positive regulation of transcription by RNA polymerase II. Bases 1 to 2457 code for a protein of 818 amino acids. The record is from RefSeq and is a predicted model, not a curated record. The transcript has 5 exons.
AUGUUGCAGUCCUACCCAGAGAGCCCUGUGAGCCCCUCUAGUCAGGAUGCAGUACCUCGAUCGACGGCGGAAACAGCACCAGUAUCGAAUUCCGCUGCUGAGGCUCAGUCGAAUGCCACGAAUCUAUCUCCUCCACCUCCUGCAACUAGAAAGUCUCGCGUGGCCUUGGCCUGCAAAAGAUGCAAGCGGAGAAAGCAGCGUUGUGACGGUGCGCAUCCAGUAUGCAGAUCUUGCCAGCGUGCUGGCGUGGCUUGUGCGUAUGAGAGGACUCUUCGUCCUCAGUACCCUGGCGGCAAGUCUGUCUACAUCAAUGCUCUAGAAGAGAGAAUCGCCUUUCUGGAGGCUCGCCUCCCCGAUCAUGCUGAGGACCACUAUGACAAUGGAUCAGAGACUCUGCAGAACACGUCUUCUAUAAAUGUUGAAGAGCCUCUUCUGGUUCCUCAGCCUCAGUCCAGUGCAUCGCGCCGCGAAUCUCGAGACGACUGUUUCUCCGAAGAUUUCGAGGGUGAGGAUCGGACUUCACUCGUCGAUGGCGUGGCCUACUUGUCUUUGUGCGCAUCUGGCACAACAGAUACAACAUCAGAGCCUUACUAUGUCGGCUCUAGCUCUGGUGCUACCAUUGCUCGCAUAAUUCAGUCCUCUAUUUUCCGAAGUUCUGGGAAGAGAGCAGUCACUCAGCCCGGGGUUCAAACAUGUCAGGCUACGGGUACUUCUAGGCCACCUGCUCCUCCUGAAUCUACUCAAUCCGAUGAGCCCGUCGCUGAUUUUCCGGAUCGACAGCAGGCUCGUAUGUUGUUUGACGUCUUCUUCGAACGUAUUCACACGCGCUGGCCAUUGCUAGAUCGUGUGAUAUACACGAAGCUUUUCGAAAAGCAGUUUAUUCGAGGCGCCCUGACUAUCAUCGAACGUAGCAUGUUCCAUUUAAUUUAUGCUAUUACUGCUCGCUUCCUGUCUCUGACACGAAAGCCGUGUGGUGUAGAUUCCGAGCAUCACCUUGUCGCAGCUACCGAGCCAAUGGACUAUAUUUUGGAUCAACAUAACCUCGCGACGGUACAAUUUCUCAUCUUGCUUGGAGUACAUGGCCAGAGAUCGCCUUACGGUGCAGGCGCCUGGUCUCAGAUCCGAUUUGCGACCUCCGUCUGCAUCGAGAUGGGCUUACACAGGAAGAAAACGGUGAUGGGCUCUCCUGAGCAUGCAAGGGAUGCAGAGAUCCGGCGACGUAAUUUUUGGGCAUGUUACUGCCUUGAUAGAGUGACUAGCAUUGUGCUCGGUAGAGCUUUUGCUAUCGCUGACCGAGAUAUUAACGUCGAGCUUCCCAGCACCAGCCCUGAGUUCUAUACUUUGACGCACCCAGAAGUUCCAGAUUCGGACAAAGCACAGUGGUCAAAUAUUGAGCCUUUCAUACACAUCAUCAAGCUCGACCAAAUCCAGUCACGGAUUCAUAAAGCAGUAUUUCGUGUUGAUAGAGACGUCUUCAACGGAACGCCGGAAGAGCGAGCCAAACUCGACCGAAAGAUGGCCACGAUCCGGAACGAUUUGGACGAAUGGCUACGAACAUAUCCGCAGACACCGAAGAAGGAAAAUAAGAUCACCUGGAUGUACGACCCUGAAAGCGCGUAUCUUGAUGCACGAGACUUUUAUGGCGUCCAGUACCACAAAGCAGUGCUCUUCCUCUUCACGGUCUUUCUUCCUACGCUUGACACAUCCGACAUGCGCUUCAUCACUUGUGCGCGCUCUGCGGCUUGUGUUUGUAAUGCAUAUAAGAGACUAAGUCAAAACCGGACGCUAACGUAUACCAUGAUCUCGUUGCACUCAUGCUUCGUUGCUGGUCUAACACUGGUGUACUGCAUCUGGCGAGACAGGUCUCUCUUCUCAUACGAUGUUCUAGAGGCGACACGGGCCUGCUCGCAGAUCUUGACUAUCUUUGGCGAAAAGUGGCCUGGCGCCGUCAAAUAUCGCGACAUCUUCGAUGCACUAUCCGGAAGCUUGUUUAAAACGGUCGUAAACUCAGCGCCUACUACGAUGAUUCACUGCAACGGCUCGCGGCCACUGCAGCUUGACAUGGAUGCAGAGCCCUCUGUGACGGGUCUUUCGCCGCGGAGCCAACGAGAGAGUCGCGAACAAGCGUCACGCCUUCCAACGCAUAGCAACAAUCCUACCAUGUCGCAUAUGGUCACCGAUGCUGUGAAGGAAGCGUUUAUGGAGGUGGACGAAGAGGCGCCAGGUGGGUGGCAGGGUUGGCGGAUGUGGAACGAGAUGGUGAGCGAUGAUACUAUGUCUGCAGCAAGUGCAGCGAUGAGAUUUGACGGCCUCGGUCAGGGCCAGACUGAGAUGAGCUGGGAUGCCUACGAGGGUUCUGGGUUUUACGGAGUGGACCCAAUUCAAGAUGCAGCAAUGCAGAUGGACAACGGCGGUAUGAUGGAGGGUAAUCAAUGGAACUUUGGAGAAUAUAGAUAG